CCAUAAACAAGCAUUUCAAAAGUAUCUGUUAACCCGUCGAGGCAAAGAAGUUAGAAAAUGAAAAUCUUACACGUAAAACUAAAAGCGCAGUUGAUUCAAUAUUUAAAAGCGAGUCUUGCGUGGAGAAGUAAAUGCUUCGGCAUCCUGAGAAUUCUGACGUCCCGGAAUCUUGAACAGUUGAUACCUUUCAAUUUUUUUGAGCACGGAGUCACCGACAGUGAGAGUAGCGAUGGAGGAGAAGGAUAUGGAUUAUGUUCUGGUGCCUUUGGACGAACAGUGAUUGGCCUGAACGCCGAGAGCCGACAUCAAUGGGUCUUCUCUAUGAUGGCUGAUCCACUGAAGAAUGGUGUAUUAGCAGUUCAAACAAUUCGCAACAAUAUAAUGGCAUCGACUCUUCUGGCUACAACUGCUAUCACUCUCAGUUCCAUAAUCAGCGUAUUUGUGAGCAGCACUUCAAACACAAACUCAAAUCAGUUAAUAUACGGCAAUAAAACAUCCCUUUUAUCUUCAGUCAAGAACAAGAUGGCUGCUAAUUAA
Molecule: messenger RNA, 537 nt
Organism: Lactuca virosa
Lineage: Eukaryota; Viridiplantae; Streptophyta; Magnoliopsida; Asterales; Asteraceae
Source: the annotation of a GenBank genome assembly